Messenger RNA from Erythranthe guttata (spotted monkey flower), 2350 nucleotides. NCBI's taxonomy places the organism in Eukaryota, Viridiplantae, Streptophyta, Magnoliopsida, Lamiales, Phrymaceae. The record is from RefSeq and is a predicted model, not a curated record.
GGGGGACCAAAAGUGAAAAACGUACAAACUUGGGGGACCAAAACUGUAAUUAUCCCCUUUUUUUUGGAGAGAAAACAAGUAUCAUCAGGUCCACCACUAUCAAUUGGGUUACAAGAUUCUUGUGAGUAUGCUUCUUCUUCAUGUUAUUAAACGGAGAAAAUAAAACUUUACUCUGCCAAUUUGAAAAAAUGUCUUCCUUUAUUUUGUUGCUUUUGUUCUUUCCACUUGUUGUACCGGUAACGAAAAGCGAUGACGGUUGUACGCCAAUCAGAUGCAGUAAACAUAGCCCGAUAAUUCGGUUUCCUUUCAGACAUCAAACUCAGCAACCUCAGCGCUGCGGCUACCCGGGUUUCGAUCUAAACUGCGACCACAAAAAAGAUACCGUUCUUGUGCUUCCGUUCUCCGUAAAUGUUGUCGUGAAGGAAAUCAACUAUACAUCUCAAACAAUUCUUGUUCAUGACCCGGAAAAUUGCCUUCCACAAAAGCUACCCCAUCUAAACUUAUCUACCUCAUCCUUCAACUUCCUUCUUGAUGACUACUUAAUAUCGGACUCAGCCAUUUUUAAAUGUUCCGAUGCGGACAAAUCUUUGUAUCGCUUCAUUCCUUGCCUUGUUGAUCCCAUUAACAAAUACUAUUUUGUUGAUAACCAUAACACGCGUUUAUAUCCAUUGAAUUCUUGUACAAAGAUUCAUGAUAUUUCAGCUGUUCCGUGGAGUAUAUCCGAUAAAAACGGCUUCCGUUUGGAGUGGUCCGAGCCGACAUGUGGCCACUGUGAAGCUCAAGGCAAACGAUGCAGCUUAUAUAACUCAACGAGACUUGAUAGUAUUCAUUGUAUCGACAAACAACCAACCACAAAUCAUCAUGAAGCACUGAAGAAGCGACUGAUUGCAGGUUUUGGUUGCUUUCUUGCCGUGAUAAUCCUCGUCGCUUUCGUCCAUCAAUAUAUCAGAUUUAGAAUUGGCAGAGAGAAUCAAAUCAAGAUUGAAAAGUUUUUGCAUGAUUACAGAGCCCUUAAGCCAAGUAGAUUCUCUUAUUCAGAUAUUACAAGGAUCACUCAUCAAUUUCACUAUAAAUUAGGUGAAGGGGGUUAUGGAGUUGUUUACAAAGGAAAGUUGAACAAUGAAAUAGAUGUUGCAGUAAAAGUACUAAACAAUUCCAAAGGAAACGGAGAGGAGUUUGUGAAUGAAGUAAGCACGAUUGGUAGAAUACACCACGUCAAUGUUGUCCGCCUUGUUGGCUUUUGUGCCGAUGGAUUUCAAAGAGCUCUUGUUUAUGAAUUUCUACCUAAUGAUUCACUCGAAAAAAUCAUUUUUCAAGCAGGUUCUAAGAAAAUAUCUCUUGAUUGGGAAAAGCUAAAGGAUAUUGCGCUAGGCAUAGCCAGAGGCAUAGAAUAUCUUCACGAGGGAUGUGAUCAACAAAUACUCCAUUUCGACAUAAAGCCGCAAAACAUAUUGUUAGACCACAACUUCAACCCGAAGAUCUGCGAUUUUGGUCUUGCGAAAUUGUGCUCAAAGGAACAAAGUGCAGUGACAAUGACUGCGGCUAGAGGAACAAUGGGCUAUAUUGCACCUGAAGUACUGUCCAGGACUUUCGGGAGAGUUUCGUAUAAGUCCGAUGUUUAUAGCUUCGGAAUGUUGUUGCUUGAAAUGGUGGGAGGGAGGAAAAACGAGGAUCGUAAUGUAAAUAAUACUAGUCCGGUAUAUUUUCCGCAGUGGAUUUACAAUCAUAUUAAUGCGGAGGAUAAUCCCACGUGGGCACAAAUUGAUGAAGAAGGAAAUAGUAUAGCAAGGAAACUUAGUAUGGUAGGGUUGUGGUGUAUACAGUGGUGUCCGACAGAUCGUCCGUCAAUGAAAGCUGUGGUUCAAAUGUUGGAAGGAGACAAUGGCGAUCUCACAAUGCCUCCAAAUCCAUUUCCAGCUACUACGAAUUCCGUUGGUGCCGGGCAUUAUCAAACUGAGAUGGCUAUCAUAUUAGAAGAGUAAAUGAUAUAUAUAUAUAUAUUUCUCUUUUAUCUUCCAUUGUAGAAUUUGGGUCUGUUGAUAUUGUAUCCUUUUUUGUACCUUUUUCUAGUUGGAAAAAAAAUUACUGUGCUGUGAAAUGGGACCUCCUGAAGACCUUGUAUGACGUAACAAGGAAAGAGUACUUGUAGUUAUUUACAAAAUGGACUCACAUGGAUUACAUGUACAUUCACUACUCAACAUUUGUAUAAUAAUCUUAGCUAAUUACUUUUUAAGUAUGUAACUCAUAAUUUGGCGGAUCUACAAUGCAAGUCUUUGUGAUUUUGGAUUGACAAAAGAUGAGGUAACUGGAGAUAAAGUCAUAUUUCGACAGAGUCAAGGGAACCUAUUUC